AUGCCCGAGGGCCAGGAGGCGCCUGCCUCUCCCCAGGCGUUUCGGAGCAGCCCGGACAGGGACUCGUCGGGACCCGCAGCCUGCCCGCCGCCCCAGCUCCCGGCCCCGGGGCCCCCGGAGUCCCCGGCCCCUCGUCGGGGCGCCAUCCGCGCCAGCUUCCCGCAGAAGCUGGCGGAGGCGCUGAGCAGCCAGUAUGGGCUGAACGUGUUCGUGGCGGGGCUGCUGUUCCUGCUGGCCUGGGCCGUGCACGCCUCGGGCGUGGGCAAGAGCGACCUGCUGUGCUUCCUCACGGCGCUCAUGCUGCUGCAGCUGCUCUGGAUGCUGUGGUACGUGGGCCGCAGCUCCGCGCACCGCCGCCUCAAGGACACGCACGCCGGCGCGCGCUGGCUCCGCGGUAGUAUCACGUUGUUUGCAGUCAUUACCGUCAUCCUGGGAUGCCUUAAAAUUGGGUACUUCGUUGGAUUUUCUGAAUGUUUAUCAGCCACAGAAGGAGUUUUCCCUGUUACCCAUGCGGUACAUACUCUGUUGCAGGUGUACUUUCUUUGGGGGCACGCAAAGGAUAUCAUCCAAUCUUUCAAAACACUGGAAAGGUUUGGGGUGAUCCACUCAGUGUUCACCAACCUGCUUCUUUGGGCGAACAGCAUCCUGAAUGAGUCAAAGCACCAACUUAACGAGCACAAGGAACGGCUCAUCACCCUGGGCUUCGGGAACAUAACAAUAGUUUUAGAUGACCACACGCCUCCAUGUAACUGCACACCCCCAACCCUCUGCUCUGCCAUCUCCCACGGGAUCUACUACCUCUACCCUUUCAACAUAGAAUAUCAGAUACUGGCCUCCACGAUGCUCUACGUCCUGUGGAAAAACAUCGGGCGCAAAGUUGACAGUCAUCAGCGUCAGAAGAUGCAGUUCAGGUCUCACGGGGUCAUGCUGGGCUCGGUACUGGGCCUGACCGCACUGGCUGCCACCAUUGGGGUUGUGGUGGUGUAUCUGAUUUGGAUCGGGCGUUCCAAAACCGGGAGCGAGUCAGCACUCAUCAUGUUCUACCUGUAUGCCAUCAUCUUGCUCGUACUCAUGGGGGCGGCAGGGCUGGCUGGGAUCCGGAUUUAUAGGCUAGAUGAGCAAUCACUAGACGAGUCCAAAAAUCCGGCCCGCAAACUGGACGCAGACCUGUUGGUGGGCACUGCCUCCGGCUCCUGGCUCAUCUCCUGGGGCUCCAUCCUGGCCAUCCUCUGUGCCGAGUCCUGCCCCCUGUACACCUGGUACAACCUGCCCUACUCCAUCCUGGUGGUUGUUGAGAAGUACAUCCAGAACCUCUUCAUCAUUGAGUCCAUUCACCGAGAGCCGGAGAAGCUCUCCAAGGACAUCAGAACCCUGCAGGUGGUCACAGUCUGCAAUGGCAAUGCCACAUCCCUCCCUUCUUCUUGCUUCGAGAGCAGACCUGCAGCCGGGGACGUGGCUCCCCAGGACAGCGAGAUGCCACAUGCAGCCAAUGGAAAUAUGUGUCUGAGAGAAGUUGGUAGCAAAGAGGAAGAGGAGAAGAGCUGGGAAGGGGCCCUGGACCCAGCCUGCCACGCCCAUUUCCUGCAGGGCAAUGCCCAAAGAAGAGUCUUAAGGAAUAUUGCAGCCUUUUUGUUCCUCUGCAAUAUUUCGCUCUGGAUCCCUCCCGCCUUUGGCUGCCGCCCCGAGUAUGACAAUGGAUUGGAGGAAAUUGUCUUUGGCUUUGAACCCUGGAUAAUAGUGGUCAACCUGGCCAUGCCUUUUUCUAUUUUCUACCGAAUGCACGCAGCUGCCUCCCUCUUUGAGGUCUAUUGUAAGAUAUAAUCUGUAUCCACAUCAAAGACUGAGGAGAGAGCUAACAAGAGAAUUCAGUGGAGCCACCUGGGAAAGGCGAGGUCGGGCAAAUAUUGCCUUACAAAUGGGAGAAGGGCUGCCUUUUGUCUGCGAUAAUUGUUUUUCCCAUGAGCUGGAAUUGCCCAUCACCCUGGAUGAGUGUAAACCAGUUAGAUCAAAAUCUGAGAUGGCUGAAGUCUGCCCUUGGUUAGUUAAUUCUAAUUGAACCUAAAUUAUUUGAUCUCCUUCGAAAUGAGAUCCUCUGUUUUAGAAUAAUGUGAUUUCAGGUUGGAAAAAAAUAUAUCCAGUUUGUUUUUCAUUAAAAUAUUUUCUGUUAUCAUGUUACUGUAUACAACC
Molecule: messenger RNA, 2187 nt
Organism: Lagenorhynchus albirostris (white-beaked dolphin)
Lineage: Eukaryota; Metazoa; Chordata; Mammalia; Artiodactyla; Delphinidae
Gene: OTOP1
Product: otopetrin 1
Exons: 6
Coding region: 1-1821 (606 amino acids)
Biological process (GO): inner ear morphogenesis; proton transmembrane transport
Cellular component (GO): membrane
Molecular function (GO): proton channel activity
Source: RefSeq, a predicted model, not a curated record